Messenger RNA from Rotaria sp. Silwood2, 300 nucleotides. The record is from the annotation of a GenBank genome assembly. NCBI's taxonomy places the organism in Eukaryota, Metazoa, Rotifera, Eurotatoria, Philodinida, Philodinidae.
AUGAUUCAUCUAUGUUUAGCUUUCUCCGCUGGUGAUAUUCUCAUCUUUACAAUGCGUACAAUUCAUAUGUCCUCCGUAAAUUUAACUAAUAAACUGCGUCUCUCAUGUGAUACUCGCUGGCAACCAUCAGAUCAUCCAGCAGAUCCUCGAUUUAUUCGACUCGUGAAAAACAAUUUAGUUGGGCAUGGAGAUACUAAAUUUGGUCUUUAUGCUAAGACUUCGAAGAAGGUUGACGAUGACAAAACAACUAUGGAACAAUGGCGAAAAAUAUGGGGAUUUCCGAUAAGAAUAGAAGAAUGA